AUGAAGUUCCGAAGACAUCCACCAAUGACCCUGCAAGAUGCACUGGAGACGGGGCGCAAAAUAGAACAGUUCAAGAACGUACUCCGGGCAGGUUUGCAGAUACUCGGGGGUUUCGUAGACAGCAACCACGUCGACAACCAAGUUUCCCCGGAAGAUAUUCCCACACGCGCUAGCCGUCCCAACGGGGCAACUGUGAGUACUGCCGGCGAUUCGGAACGCGUGCCGUUACUUGUGGACACAACUGAACCAGUGAGUCGCACGUUUCUUACCGCCCAAUUCAUUGCCAUGACUCAAAGAGUAACCCUAUGUUAUCCAUUAUACUAUGGGGGAAAAGCAUACAAGCAUUGA
Messenger RNA from Echinostoma caproni, 348 nucleotides. NCBI's taxonomy places the organism in Eukaryota, Metazoa, Platyhelminthes, Trematoda, Plagiorchiida, Echinostomatidae. The record is from the annotation of a GenBank genome assembly.